AAAAGCCUAAACUUUUUGAUACUACGAGUCGUCUUCAUCGCCAGAAAGAUGCCGUCGGGGAAAUAUUACUGUGAUUACUGCGACAAAGAGUUUCAAGACACUCAAGUAGCUAGAAAACGCCAUCUUCAAAGCAAACCUCAUCUUCGAGCUAAAGCCCUUUGGUACAGUUCUUCUUCCUCAGAUCUUAUUAAUCCACAAGUCUCCAAUUUUGCGACGAAGGGUCUGUGCAAUCGAUUCAUUACCUCGAAUUUUUGUCCAUUCGGAGAUUCUUGCAGAUACUUUCACCCUAAGAACAAUCCAGGAAGCACAGGAUUUGCAAAUAAUACACAACUUCAUGUUGACAUGCUUAACCAACACAUCGAAGGAAGUACUUUAAACCGUGAUUAUGUUAGUGGGAGACCAGGAGCUGGUUGGUUUGAUCUUCCGCCAUCUCUGAAACCGCCUCCUGAGCAAGGCUAUCCUCAGCUUCCCUUCAUAGACUGGGGAUAGAGAUAAAUUCUCUGAGUAAUGCUCAGAAUCAACAUUGAUGAUUCUUUUUUUUUUUUUUGGUGAUUCUAGGAUUCCUUUCUCUAUGGGUGUGACUGGUUGUUAUAAUGAUACGAGACUACGGUUAGGUUGAUUAGGCCACCGGUUAGGACAUUUUAAUUAAUUAGUUUUGGUGGUUUACUUUAUGAGUUUGGUUUUCAUAAUUUCCUUUCUACGUUUGGGUUAGAAUCUAAGUUGUAUCAUGACCUAUAUAAAUAUAGGUUUUUAUGCUAAUGAGAACUAAACUUCCAAGAAUUAACCUUAAUCUCCAAGAGAGCUUAGGGUUAAGAGGAAGCUAGCUUUAAA
This is a messenger RNA of Arabidopsis lyrata subsp. lyrata, 831 nucleotides long. Its product is annotated as zinc finger CCCH domain-containing protein 3. The record is from RefSeq and is a predicted model, not a curated record. Gene Ontology annotation, cellular component: U12-type spliceosomal complex. NCBI's taxonomy places the organism in Eukaryota, Viridiplantae, Streptophyta, Magnoliopsida, Brassicales, Brassicaceae. The coding region runs from base 49 to 489 and encodes 146 amino acids. The transcript is spliced from 5 exons. Gene Ontology annotation, molecular function: zinc ion binding; nucleic acid binding.